Amoebophrya sp. A25 is the source of this 933-nucleotide messenger RNA. NCBI's taxonomy places the organism in Eukaryota, Dinophyceae, Syndiniales, Amoebophryaceae. The record is from the annotation of a GenBank genome assembly.
CUCCGCAAUUCGACCCAAGAUCAAGGAAGUGCUUGAGUUAAGCCAUUGAGUAGAGUUCGGCAUAACUUGUGUUACCGAAUUCAGCGAUUACAAUACUGUCUGAGUUUUUUUCUUCACUCUAGCUGCAACUACCUGGAUGCAUUAAAAUCUUCGAAAGACAAAUUAGCAGUUAGUAUCCCAAGGCGCAGAAAUAAAGAAUGGCAAUGGCCAUUUUUCUAAAACACAGAACGAAUCAUCUUGCAUUACCUCUAGCCACUAUCCACGAUCUCUUCUCGGUUGUAUUACAUCUUCUAGGCCCCACACCCAUCUGUUCAAGGUAAGACUUCUCCAUCUAGUCUCCCUCCCCUCUUCUAGGUGGGCCGCGGAUAUUAAUGCUCUCUACUUCAGAGGCCCUAAGCCAUCUGAGCUUUUCACUUCUAGGUAAGAAUGGGGGCUAUCUCAUGCAGAGCCUCUAAUCUGAGUGAUCACCAAAAGCCUUCAGGAAAACUUUCUGCCUCAAGUGUUGUCGAGAAUGGUUACAGGAAUUUCGGACUUGUUUCAAGAAAAUGCGGGGAAAAUGAUACAGAAUGUUAAGGCGCGAACUGUAUCGUCCCGCCGCUCGAGUACGAGAACUACUUGGGGUGCCAAUGAAUGAAACUGCCAAGGGCAGAAUCCUCACAGAGUCAGCCAGCAACCAUUGGCCCAAGAGUCAGGGGGACCCAAACUGAACUGAGGGGUUAAAGAUGAACUGAAUAAAGUAGAGGGUAUCCUUAUUAUUAGCAAGUGAAAGCAUUUUCCUACACCAUGGCCUUUGGCGUUUUUUUUCAAGUGGGAAAAGAAUUGGCCAAGGAUAUGACUCGCGGUGGCUCUAACAAUGCGGGCGCGCAGAUCAUAGAAAGAGCAAUGGCCUACGCUCGUGGCGACAACAGAAUGGGAACGCUAUGGCGAUGCUGA